CUAUUAUCUAAUAAAUCUAAUUCACCAUUAAGUUAAUUGAUUUAUAAAUUAUAUAGUUAACUAUGGUAGAUACCAGUACCACUAAUAAUGAAGAUAUACUUAAACUUAUACUCAAAUCCAAUUCAGAAAGUAGUAAUAAUGAAGAAACAAGUCAAUCACUUAUUGAAGAAUUACUCGAACCAUCAUCGGAAUUAUCAUGGGAUUUAUUAGAUAUUGUACAACAAGUUCCUGAAAUAGAUAAAUUAAAACUUUAUGAGGGACUUUUAAAUUAUCCUGAAAGAUUAAGUCGAACAUCUUUCCGAUUUAAACGUUCAGGAAUUGAUGGUCAUGUAACAAAAUAUGAAGAAGAACUUCAAUUAAGUGAAAUUGCUAAUGCAAAUUCAACUAAUUCUUUAUCUAUAAAUAGAAAGUAUACAGCCAAAAGUGAAACUUUACGAGGAAAAUCAACUUUUUUACCAUUUCAACCGGGUGGAAUAGUAAAUCUGACAUCCAAUAAGAAAGAUGCUAGUGAAUAUUUACAUCGUAAUGAAGUAGGAUUAUUUGAUUGGCCUCAAGGACUUACAAGAGGGUUAUAUCUUGAAAAUAGUAAAGGUUCAAUUGAUUUUAAUGUUGAAGUAGGAGCCAAUAAGGGAGAUAUUGAAGAAAAUAAGAAAUCAUUUGCAUUAAUAUCUGAACGUCAAAUAAAUUCAAAUUCAAAUUUAAAUUCAAAUAAUGGUGAUGAACAAAUUAUUUCUAAUUCAUCAUUACCAUUCAAUUCAUCUGAAAUAGAUGGAUUAGUACCAGUAGAUUAUAAUACUAUAGAAGGCACCAUUGAUAAUAAAGAUAAAUCAAGUAAAAGAACUUGGGCUCAUGUAGUUGAAUUAGAUCAUAAGAUUGAAAAUUUUCAUGAAUUAGUACCUAAUAUGGCAAGAGAAUGGCCAUUUGAACUUGAUACAUUUCAAAAGGAAGCAGUAUUUCAUCUUGAACAAGGAGAUUCUGUAUUUGUUGCUGCUCAUACAUCAGCUGGUAAAACAGUUGUAGCUGAAUAUGCCAUUGCUAUGGCUAAUAGAAAUAUGACAAAAACUAUUUAUACAUCACCAAUUAAAGCAUUAUCAAAUCAAAAAUUUAGAGAUUUUAAAGAAACUUUUAAAGAAGCUGAUGUUGGAUUAAUUACUGGGGAUGUUCAAAUAAAUCCUGAAGCAAAUUGUCUUAUUAUGACAACAGAAAUUCUUAGAUCAAUGUUAUAUAGAGGAGCUGAUCUUAUAAGAGAUGUUGAAUUUGUUAUAUUUGAUGAAGUUCAUUAUGUUAAUGAUAUUGAUAGAGGAGUUGUUUGGGAAGAAGUUAUUAUUAUGUUACCUGAUCAUGUUAAAUUCAUUUUAUUAUCAGCCACGGUACCUAAUACUUUUGAAUUUGCAAAUUGGAUUGGUAGAACAAAAAGAAAAGAUAUUUAUGUUAUAUCAACUUAUAAACGUCCUGUACCUUUAGAAAUCUUUAUAAGUGCAAAAAAUGAAUUAUUUAAAGUGGUUGAUGCUCAACGGAAUUUUGUUGAAUCGGAAUUUAAAAAGCAUCGAGAUCUUUUAGAAAAGAAAAAGGAAGGUCCACCAUCAGCAGUUAUGGGGUCAGGUAGUCGUGGAGGUCCUGGAGGUAGUGCAAGAGGAGGAAAUAGAGGAGGAAAUAGAGGAGGUAAUAGAGGUGGAGGUGGAGGAAGUGGAAAUAGAGGAGGACAAGUAGCUAAUCGAGGAAGAGGAAAUUUACAAGCUCGAUCAGGACGAUUUAAUCAAGAUGGUCCUAAUAAAAAUACUUGGGUAUCAUUAGUUCAAUAUCUUAAGAAAAUGAAUUUAUUACCAGCAGUUGUAUUUGUUUUCUCUAAGAAGAAAUGUGAAGAAUAUGCCGAUUCAUUAAGAGGAGUUGAUUUUUGUACCAAUAAAGAGAAAUCAGAAAUUCAUAUGUUUAUUGAUAGAGCCGUUUCUCGAUUAAAGAAAGAAGAUAGAGAACUUCCACAAAUUGUAAAAAUUAGAGAAAUGUUAAGUCGAGGUAUUGCUGUUCAUCAUGGAGGUUUAUUACCCAUUGUUAAAGAAUGUAUUGAAAUUUUAUUUUCCAAAACUUUAGUUAAAGUAUUAUUUGCCACUGAAACAUUUGCUAUGGGAUUAAAUUUACCUACUAGAACCGUAGUAUUUAGUUCAACUAGAAAACAUGAUGGUAGAGGAUUUAGAAAUCUUUUACCAGGAGAAUUUACUCAAAUGUCUGGUAGAGCAGGUAGAAGAGGUUUAGAUCCAACCGGGACAGUAAUUGUUAUGGCAUAUAAUGAUCCAAUAUCUCCAACUGAUUUUAAAGAAGUUGUAUUAGGAACUCCCACAAAAUUACAAUCACAAUUUAGAUUAACAUAUAAUAUGAUAUUAAAUUUAUUAAGAAUUGAAGCACUUCGAGUUGAAGAAAUGAUUAAACAUUCAUUUAGUGAAAAUUCUACUCAAGUAUUAUUACCAGAAAAUAAAAAGAAAGUUGAUGAAUUAUCUAAACAAUUAAUUGAAAUAAUUGAUCCUAUUUGUGAUAAUUGUAAAUUAAUUGAAAUGAAACAAACUUAUGAAUUAAUAAGUAAAUAUCAAGAAUUAUAUGGAGAAUGUAUAGUAGAAAUUCAUAAACUGCAAACUUCCAAGACUCAAAUAUUAAAAAUUGGUAGAGCAGUAAUAUUUAAGGAUAAAUUAAAUUCCACAAAACUUGGAUUUGUAGUUAGAUCAGAUUCAGCCACAAAUUCAAUUUUACUUCUUACAUUUAAUCAUGGAUUAGAAUAUGAACAAGAUACUCAAAAUUAUCAACAACCAUUUUUACCAUUUAAAUCAUAUUUAAAGAAUAAUUUUAAAAAGAUUAAAUAUGAUGGGAAUUUAAGAGUUGAAUCAGUACCAUAUAAUAAAGUAGGAUUUAUUUGUAGAUAUGGAUUAAAAAGUUCAAUUACGGGGAUUUUACAAAAUGAUGAAACAAUUAUUAAUGAAGCCAUUGAUCAAAUAAAAUUAUUACUUAAAUUUCAAACUAAAUGGGAAGAACUUGAACUUGGAAAGAGUGCUCAAAUUAAUUUACAUAAUGCAGUUGUAGAAAAGAAUGGAAUAUUUAAAAAACUUGAAAGUCUUGAAAGUUUUUCAUGUCCUCAAUUUAAAUUCCACUAUAAAAUUCUUCAUAAACAAGAUACAAUUCAACGAGAAAUAUCACAUUUAGAGAGAUUAAUUUCUGAUGAAAAUUUAGAUUUAUUACCGGAUUAUGAACAACGAUUACAAGUAUUAGAAGAAGUGGGAUUUAUUGAUAAUCAACAUAAUGUUGUACUUAAAGGGCGAGUUGCUUGUGAAAUUAAUUCAGGAUGGGAAUUAGUUUUAACUGAAUUAGUAUUAGAUAAUUUCUUAGGAGAUUUUGAAGCAGAAGAAAUUGUGGCACUUCUUUCAUGUUUUGUUUAUGAAGGUAGAACUAAUGAAGAUGAACCUCCAUGUAUUACUCCAAGAUUAGAAAAGGGUAAAGCUAAAAUUCUUGAAAUUACUAAGAAAAUGUUAGAAGUAUAUACUAGAAAACAAGUAAUUCUUACAUCAGAAGAAGAAGAAUUUCUUGAACGGAAAAGAUUUGCAUUAAUGAAUGUUGUAUAUGAAUGGGCAAGAGGACUUUCAUUUAAUGAAAUUAUGGAAAUGAGUGUAGAAGCUGAAGGUACUAUUGUUCGAGUUAUAACUAGAUUAGAUGAAGUAUGUCGAGAAGUUAAGAAUGCAGCAUUAAUAGUAGGUGAUUCAACUUUACAUGCCAAAAUGAGUGAAGCUCAAGAACGAAUUAAGAGAGAUAUUGUAUUCUGUGCAUCAUUAUAUUUAUAGUGAUUUGUUAUACAUCUUCUAUAUUCUAUAUACAUGUGGAAGUAUUUGUUAUAUACAUUAAAUAAAUAAAUAAAUAAAUAAAUCCAUCCAUCCAUCAUUGUGAUUUCUUCUGAUCAUAAAACUCUACUGCCAAUUGAAUUAAUC
This is a messenger RNA of Scheffersomyces amazonensis, 3962 nucleotides long. It is a transcript of the gene SKI2, whose product is annotated as SKI complex RNA helicase subunit. Gene Ontology annotation, molecular function: RNA binding; ATP binding; RNA helicase activity. Gene Ontology annotation, cellular component: Ski complex. The coding region runs from base 63 to 3818 and encodes 1251 amino acids. Lineage: Eukaryota; Fungi; Ascomycota; Pichiomycetes; Serinales; Debaryomycetaceae. The transcript has a single exon. The record is from RefSeq and is a predicted model, not a curated record. Gene Ontology annotation, biological process: nuclear-transcribed mRNA catabolic process, 3'-5' exonucleolytic nonsense-mediated decay.